AUAACAUUUUCUCAACGAAUUCGAAACUGAUUCUUUUAUGUAAAAAAAAAUUGUAUACGUGUGCCAUCUUAAAGAUUAGUCUUGCUUAUUUUAAUGUCGAGGGAUAUCAUAGGAGUUCUAAUGAAUAGUAAUUAAACCACGGUAAUGAUUACAUUAAGAUUUGGGAUGCAAUAUAAUUCACUUUCUAAGAUUUGAUUGCACAAAACACAGGUUCUUUCGUUUCGCUAACACUGAUAUUAUUCAAAGACGAAUAUAACAAAAACAUCACAGGAUUUAUUAAACAUUGGAAAGAGGAAGACAACUUAGCAGAUUUACUAUGAUUAAUUCUGGGUUUAAGGCUGUUAUAUUUUUGGGGAUUUCAUUGGCAAGUACGGGUCUCGUUGCUGGUCAAUUAGGCUGUUUAGAAGAGUGCAAUGGACUUGAAACUUGCUUGACUCCGGCCAAUUUUACUCACUUCAGACAAUGCAAAUCAGUGGGAGGGGCCUGUUCUUGCGCUCCUUUGAUGUGCUCAUUUGGCACAUGUUUUAAUCCAGGGGCAGGUGUUUGCGAUACAAUGUCCAAAGGACUUUGUGACAACGAUCCAUGUGCCAGAUUUGACAUGGGCUACACCUACCCUAGUAGGUUUAACUGCCGAAGCUUCUAUCAGUGUAACAGGGCUGGACGUUCUGUUCCGAUGUGUUGUGCAGAUGACUUCAGAUACGAUGACAUUGCGAAAGAAUGUGUACUCGAUAGAAGCUGUAAUAUUUCAUGUAGUCAACGUGAAGGCCAAGACUAUUCUAGACUAAGUCAGGAGCAGCUGAUGCGAACAGACCCAUACGAAUGUGUUCUAAGAAGAGUCCCUGGGAAACCUGAAAAAUAUUACAACGAAGUAGCUAAACUGGAAAUGAAUUGUGCUGAAUCAACAUUUUACAAUCCCGAAAAGUGUGCCUGUGACGUUAUAGCUGGAGCUAACAAUCUACUACGUCGAAGAGGUUGUCGGCCUGUGUUAGAUGUGGACUUUUCAGGGACUACAGUGGAGAAUGGCGGCACUGCUUACAUCAAUGUAAGGAACGUUAAUAUAACAUCAUCCGGAAGACCAGGUGUCAACAUUGGACAGUUCAACGGAGUUAAUUCUUUCUUAGGACUACCUCAACUCAACGGUGUUGCUUUAAAUAAAGUUUUCAUCCGAUUUAGGUUCUUUAGUUCCCCCUCCAGUGCAGGGAGCGGGGAUUCUCCUGUGACGGACCAGGUUCUAUUUUCUAACUGCGAUGCCUCUGUAAGCACACCAGAGCAAGACAUCUAUAAUAGAUAUUCCCUUGCCAUAAUAUUGAACCAGCCGUCAAGUACUUUGUCGUUUAUAGCAGAAACAGAUGCAGCACAGAAAGCACUUAUUCGUCUACCAUUUGCGGAUGGCGCAUGGAACAACGUGGAAAUGAUUUACGACGGGGAGGCACUGAUUGCCCGUGUCAUGUCUAUCACGGCAGACGGAACUAACUUCGAAGAGACGGACACUAAGCCACUAAAUGGAAAUUUAAUUGCUUCAAGACGUGAUCCAAAGAUAGGGAGUUGUAGUAUAGAUGACGCUUUCCUUGGCUACUUCGAUUUGGUGAAGAUAUUUAGAUGCAUUCCCGUUCGACGUAACAUGCCUAUAUAUAAACAAAUGGGCAGGCAUUUUUUGGGAGAAGUAUCGGUGAAGACCCUUCAGUAUUUCAUGUGCACAAUCUGUAUCUCUCUGCUAAACGCUCAAGAUCUUCCAGUGAUAACUUUUUCUCAAAAUCCUUAUUACGUGAAUCAAGGAAAUGACGUCACAAUUCUAUGUCUUGUGGACUCUCCUAACUCUCCGAUAGAGGAGGUCAAUUGGAUGAAGAAUGGCGCACCAUUACCAACAGAUGACAGAUACACCGUGUCCACUGGCUCGGGCAAAAGGUCCAGCGAUCUGGUCAUCAUGAACGCUAAUACCGUCGAUGAGGGAACUUACACGUGCAGUGCUAAGAAUGGGGUCGGUUUUGGGUCACUGGACACGCUUCUGUCAGUAACUACAAAUGUCGCUACUGGCCAAGUUGAUCCAUUUGGAGGUAGUCAGUUUGAUGUUUUUAGUGGAAUCCAGGGAGACAGAGUUGAGUCAGGGACAAAUAUCGUCAAUGGGGAAAACUUUAAUGUGUUUGGAGAUGGUUUAGGAAAUCAACUAAGUGGCAUGACAGGAAGUCUAUCUUCUCCGGGAAUCUCUUCAGUAGAUAAUCCUCCCUCUCAAGUAGAUAUUGGCAGCCCUUCCGUGAAUCAGGUGACGACAGAGACCAGUUCUAUAAACACGGUUAAUGCCCAAUCUGUAUCUAAUAAUAGCCCCGCUGUAGAUAACUCAGUAGCAGAUGUCGGCACUUUAGAUACAAUAACCACGCCCAUUGUAGAGGGCGCCACUACAAAUCAAUCCCCUACUACAGAAACUACAGGAACUGGAGAUACAACGGUCACAUCUGAAUUAAAUCUUGUUAAGUCGACACCAGACCCUGUAGUAGUUGCUGAAGAAAUCCCUACCAACGUGAAUUCGAAUGCAAGUCCUGUUGUAGUUGCUGAAAAUAAACCAACAAAAUGGAAUGUGAAUAAGCCGGAGACUCAAGAAGCCCCAGCCCCAAGAAGAGAUAGGAUUAUUGGUGGGAUCGGAGGCGGCGGCUUUAACAGCAACAAGAAUAAAGUGGGUUCUUGUGCGUCUGAAUGUCGUACAAACACUGAUGCCUGUUAUCGACCUGUCAACUGUACCCACUACGAGACUUGCUUUGCACAAAGAGGUAGUCUUUGUGAAUGUACAAAGAUUCGAUGUGCAUUUGGUACGUUCUGGAAACCACAAAUCAACAACUGUGCCGCUGUGACUACUGUGCAAUGUGAAUCAGAUCCUUGUCUGAAAAUGAAGCCUACAGAAACCUACUCUAGUGGUAUUAACUGUAGGAGUUACUACAGCUGUACCUGGCAGAAUACAUCUCUACCACAAUGCUGCGAUAAAGGCUUUGCUUAUGAUGAGACGAUGGGGAGGUGUGUACCUGAUGAAAACUGUAUUAUACCAUGCUCAGUGGAGUCCACUAACUUUGACAAACAGCAAGCAACAACAAAAGCACCGAAAUACGAGUGCUUCUUCCGUCCAGUAAAAGGCAAACCGACAAAAUAUUGGAAUGAGGGGGCAAAUCAAGAACAGGACUGUGCCCCUCCCCUUGUCUACAGACCUGAUAUUUGCGUGUGUGGUAAUCCUCUUAAAACUUCUGACCAAGCUCCAUUGGCUAUCAAACCACCAAAAAAGAAAUGCGAUCCCGUAGUUCUCGUAGAUUUUACUGGUAACUCCAUUGUGAACAAGUCUCCAAGUCGAAUUUGGAUAGAUCCAACAUAUACACAAAUCACGAGAUCAAAAAAGGGGGCUCAAUACGGUCGUUUUAAUGGAAUUUCACGAAUAGCCGUUCCAUAUUUGUCAGGGAAAUCACUUGCUAACUUGGUUGUGCGCCUUAGGUUUUUCACUACAAGUUCUUCCGGACCAGAUUCUCAAGUGUUGCUCUCUAACUGUGAGACAAAGACUGUCAGAUGGAAUUCCCCGGAAAUAAACAAGGACCUCUCCCCUUCUAUAGCCAUUAUUCUGAAUCGUAAGAUGAACAAACUGAUAUUUUUAGGUUCAACAGAAGACAGGGCAUCUGAACAAGUGCUAAUGCUUUUACCUUUUGUGAAAAAGACCUGGAAUAAUGUUGAGGUCUUCUUUGACGGCUCAGAGUUAUCAGCAAGAGUAAGAGUAGCGACUCCAGAAAAACAAGCUCUAGAGUUUAAAAAUUCAACAGCACUUACAGGCCGACUUACCCCUGCCCAGAAAGCUAUGCAGAUCGGUCGCUGUAAUGAACAAGACGGAUUCUUCGGCUUUAUAGACAUGAUCAAGAUUUUUGAUUGCAUCCCCUGAAAGUAUUCAAUUGACAACCUUUAUAUUUGUUUUGUACAUAUAAAUACUGUUUUUUUUUU
Messenger RNA from Saccostrea echinata, 3963 nucleotides. RefSeq lists its product as uncharacterized. The transcript is spliced from 24 exons. Bases 317 to 3904 code for a protein of 1195 amino acids. Gene Ontology annotation, cellular component: extracellular region. Gene Ontology annotation, molecular function: chitin binding. Lineage: Eukaryota; Metazoa; Mollusca; Bivalvia; Ostreida; Ostreidae. The record is from RefSeq and is a predicted model, not a curated record.